ACAACAUGAACAGAGUGAGCUCAUAGGCACAGCCUCUGCCUCUGUAGCUGUCACCUCGAGGAGAAGGUGAUUCAUCAACCCAGUCCUCCCAUUACCAAAUCGAUCAACAACAUUCUUGACGUUGAGGUACCUCUUUCCAACUUCGAAAGAAAAUUUGAUGAACUGAGAUUCGAGGAUGAGUUCAAAAAGAGCAAACGGAAAUGGGAGGGGCAAGCAAGUCAUUGAAGCAGACAAUUGGCAGCUAAGCCAAGGUGUAGCUGAUCUUAGCAUGGGUUCAGAAGAAGCUAAUGGAGGGUGGGAAGAAGUUGGAAAGAAAACGAAGAACCGAACUGGAAGUAGUGCUGCAAAGGGUACUCAAAAGUCUAACACAAAGGCAUGGGCGCACCAAGAUGUCCAAAAGCUCAAUAUGUGGAGUGGUAACGGAGGAUCACAAGUUGUUAAUAUGUUUAAACCAGCUGGAAGAGGAAACUCAAGGCUGCUACCUAACAGUACCCCUCAGCAAGUCAUUACCCCUCCACUGCACAAUGGGUGGAAUUGGAAGUCAAAGGCUGGCAACAAUGACAGAUAUGUGCCUGCUGCAGCUUAUCCUGCUGAUGAUGAUGAUGAGUCUGAUGCUUUGAGCGACCUUGAUGAUGAGGAUGAUGAUGACGAAAAUGACAUUUUCAGUGAUGACUCAGACUCUAGUCGUAUGAGUCACGGCACUCAAAAGAACAGCAAGUGGUUCAAAGAUUUCUUCGACAUUUUGGAUACGUUAAGCGUAGAGGAUAUAAAUGAUCCUAAUAGGCAGUGGCACUGUCCUGCUUGCAAAGGAGGUCCUGGUGCCAUUGAAUGGUAUCAAGGCAUGCAGCCAUUGAUCAGACAUGCGGAAACAAAAGGAUCGAAAAGGGUGAAGCUUCACAGGCAGCUUGCACAACUUCUGGAAGCAGAGUUGAAGGUGCGGGGUACAACUGUUAUACCUGCAGGUGUGGUGUUUGGUAAAUGGGUAGGAUUAAAAGAAGAGGACAGUGAUCACAAAAUUAUCUGGCCUCCAAUGGUAGUUAUCAUGAAUACCAGACUUGAUAAAGACGAAAGUGACAAAUGGCUGGGUAUGGGCACUGAGGAGCUUUUACUCUGCUUCAGCGCUUAUCAACCUUCAAAGGGUAAACACUCUUAUGGCCCCCAAGGACAUUGUGGGAUGAGCACUUUGAUCUUUGAGCCAUCGGCAAUGGGUUACAUUGAGGCUGCACGGCUGCAUAGGCAUUUUGCUGAGCAAGGUUUGGGCAGGGAUGCUUGGGAUCGUAGCCCUGUGUUGUUUCGUCCAGGUGGUAAACGACAGCUUUAUGGUUUCAUGGCAAUGAAACAAGACUUGGAUAUAUUCAACAAGCACUCAGAAGAGAAGCUUAAGCUGAAGUUUGAGGUAAGGUCCUACCAGGAAAUGGUCCUCCACCCCUUGAGAAAGAUGAGUGAGGAAAGUCAACAAGUUAACUAUAUGAAGACCAAGGUUGCUAAAGAAGAGAAACACAGUCAGGCUAUAGAAGAUACUCUUCGUAUAGUAAAUGAGAAGAUGCUAAAGAUACAGGAGGAAAAUCGCGUUUUGAGAGAGAGGACCAGGAUGCACUAUGAACAAAACAAAGAAGAGAUGGAUCUCCAAGAGGAAUUUUACAAGGAUAUGCUAUCCCGUACCUAAAAUUGAUAUGUCAGCUAAAGUCGAUCAAAUUUUGGGACUAUAUUUUGCUUUACAACUGAUUUUUAAAUGGGGCAUUUCAGGGCUCAGUUUCUUUAUUCAUGCUUUA
Fragaria vesca subsp. vesca is the source of this 1772-nucleotide messenger RNA. Its product is annotated as protein SUPPRESSOR OF GENE SILENCING 3-like. Gene Ontology annotation, biological process: regulatory ncRNA-mediated gene silencing; defense response to virus. Lineage: Eukaryota; Viridiplantae; Streptophyta; Magnoliopsida; Rosales; Rosaceae. The record is from RefSeq and is a predicted model, not a curated record. The transcript is spliced from 2 exons. Bases 176 to 1666 code for a protein of 496 amino acids.